AUAACGCUUUUGAAAUCAUUUUCAGCUGUAUUUGUUGUACCGGCAGGCUAAAAAAUUGCUCUUUCCUCGCUUUUCUAGCGGUUUAUUUUCAGUUUUUCCCCGUCAAAAAUGGCUAAAAUUGAACCUUCAAACAGCAAAACAACUUCAAACCUGGAAAAAACCGCGGAAGUUGAAAACUUUUUCAUUCCUUCUGAAGAAAAGUCAGAAAAGUUCACGAAACGUGAAAUGAUUUUGAUGAGCACCCAAGAUUUGUUCAGUUCUGUGAUGCCCCAAUUGUCUCUGGGCUCAACUGGACUUAUUUCCAUUCUCUGGGCUCUGGCAUAUUUAUUUUUCACCGGAAUUUUUGCGUUCCAGACUUACGAAACAAUGGUUGAGUACUUUUCUCAUCCGGUAGUCGUGUCGAUUACCCUGGAAAAGUCAGACCAGCCAGUGGACUUUCCGGCUGUGACUGUCUGCAACAACAAUCCACUUCGGAGGUCAAUGGUGUCGCGGAUAUCUUUCAUGGAGGGACUGGCAUUCCUCGACAGAUACGCGCUGGAAACGAUGGAGAUAGCACACGAUCCAGGUUUCACAAGUACAGAGUGCGACCUGGCCAAUGGGGACGACUUCCUGUGUGCCAAUCAGGUGUGCAUCAGCUCCCAGUGGGUCUGCAACAACAAAACCGAAUGCGGAGAUAGCUCCGAUGAGUCGCCUGCUAUCGAUUGCGAAAAUCGGACUGCAAUUAACUCGUCAAAGGUUUGUUUGGGAGACUACAUUCUGUGUCCGGAGGAAACCACUUGUGCUACAGCUUGCGACGGCAACCUCGAAUGUGUCGUAUACCUCGGCUAUGACGAGUCCCCACUGGCCGGAUGCGAGGACUCCUGUCGGACUAUUAUUCCCGUGUCGGAAGUCGAGGAAGUACUGUCGUCUCCAAAUUUCCCCGAGAAAUACCCCGAGGGUCUCUUGUGUGAAUACACACUCGAAUCGAAUUAUUCUGAUUACGUAAUCAGUGUUAAUUUCACUGUUUUCAACGUGGAAAACGACUGUGACUACGACUCCGUACGACUUCAAGACGGUUACGUAACCAACUCGACUAACUGGAUUAAGUACAACAAGAAGACCCGUUUUUGUGGCAAUUUGGAGGGCAAUGACUUGCCGAAUGUCACUUCGAGUAGCACUUCGCUUGUGAUCUUUUUUAACACAGAUAUGAUGGGAAAUAAGCAAGGAUGGAGUCUCACUUACCAAGCGGUUCCCGCGACUGCAAACGCUACUGGAGCUCGCCGAAAACGUCGGUCGGAUCCCGCACCUACAGCCGACCCACCUUCAGAUGGAUCUGAUAGUUACGAUUUCAAUUAUGGGGACGGAAACUUUGGUGAUGAUUACAUGAAUGACAUGUAUGACAUGUUUGAAGACUAUGGCUUGCUUGGACCAGCUUCCUUUUCCAAAAUAGAACAAUAUGAUUGGUUGAAAGCGUUUGAAAUUGCCAAAAUGCCAGACUACUCCGACUUCAAAUCUUUCGUGAAGUUCAAAACUAAAGAGAUCAUCGGAAACGGACACCAGAAAGAAGACUUCAUUGUGCAGUGUGUGUUCGAUGGUUUUGUUUGCAGUACCGACUUGUUCACGACUGUUCAAGAUCAAGACCUGGGAAACUGUUUCGUAUUCAACUCCGUAGUUGAUGUAGCACAAGUAACCCAAGCUCCGAAACAGCCAAUAAACACCACCAAAACGGGUUUCGCCAGCGGACUGAAGCUAACAUUUUUCCUCGACAAAGACGAAUACAUCGGAAUUCUUGGUCAAAAUUCCGGUGCCAGAGUUUCCAUUUCGAACCCAAAAGAGUUCCCGCCGACAAAUUCCAAGGCUUUGUUCGUAUCGUCCGGAUCUAACACUAUUAUCUCGAUGACCCAAGAAAAGAUUAGCCGAGAGACCUACCCGUACUCGGAUUGUCAGGAAAAUUGGCCCGAAGAAAUGAGAGUUUCCGACAGUGCGAAGCGAUUCAUGUACACUCAAGAUCUGUGUCUAGUGAUUUGUCAGAAAACAGCCAUAGCCGAAGUUUGCAACUGCAGCGAAACUCCUGAUUUCGAAUUCAGUUCUGACCCUGAAAUUGGUGCGAAGAGUGUGAUUUACUGUGAUCCAUGGAAUGACGCGGCAGCUUCGUGUGUUAACAAUAUUCAAGAGGACUUUUCCGAGAACAGACGAAGUUGCGAGUGUCCGCAGCCGUGUGAGGAACGAGUGCUGAACAAAGUGACCUCGAUAACCGAGUGGCCGAGUGACAUGUAUGCGCCCUACUUUGUCUCUCUCCUGCAAAGAACCAAAUCAAGAGCGGUGUUUAAAUUUAUGAAGCGGAUUUUGGCAUCAAGUGACAGCAUGGACCAAGAACAGAUGAGUGCGAUGGUGAAGAAGAACUUCGCCAGAGUUGAGAUCUACUUCGAGACCAUGAACUUCCAGAGGUUCCAGGAGACUCCUAAAUACAACCCCUCGACUCUCUUUGGAACCCUGGGGGGCAACAUGGGUUUGUGGCUGGGAUGGAGUGUUUUUGCAGUGUUCGAAAUUCUCCAAUGGGGCUACAGAGUCGCCGCAAUUGCAUUGUCUAGAAGCCCGUCUAAAAACCUAUAAUAAAGAUAUAAGUAAAGGCGUUCAUACAAUUCUGACAAAUAGGACAGUUUAAAAUUUGAAUA
This is a messenger RNA of Symsagittifera roscoffensis, 2654 nucleotides long. RefSeq lists its product as uncharacterized. Gene Ontology annotation, cellular component: plasma membrane. Gene Ontology annotation, molecular function: protein binding; ligand-gated sodium channel activity. Lineage: Eukaryota; Metazoa; Xenacoelomorpha; Acoela; Convolutidae. The record is from RefSeq and is a predicted model, not a curated record. The transcript has 4 exons. The coding region runs from base 109 to 2592 and encodes 827 amino acids. Gene Ontology annotation, biological process: sodium ion transmembrane transport.